CUUUGAAUGUAAAAGUUUUCCCUCUUCGAUCCAAACUUCCAACUGCAAAUUCUACUGCGCCGCGAGUAAACAUGGGCAUCCUAAAUAAAGUCACCGGUGUCUUCAUCAACUUAUUCGUCUUCGCCUGGGACUUCAACCUCUUCAUUCUAAAUAUACUUACUCCUUCCUACAAGCCUGGACAUGUCGUUCCCGCACAUGCCGCAGGGCAUGCUCUAUCCUGGCCAGAGUAUACCCCACCCAAGGAUGGGGAUUCCCGCUCCGCUUGCCCCAUGCUCAACGCAAUGGCCAACCACGGCAUCCUCCCCCAUGACGGCAAGAACAUCACCUUCAAAGACCUGAAUAUCAAAAUCCGCCAAACCUUCAACUUCGCGCCAACAUUCUGCUUCUUCGUCCCAAAAUUUGCAGCCGAUUUCUUAAACCGCUCGUACUGGACCGAUCGCUUCGAUUUGGCUGAGCUGAGUUUGCAUAAUGCGAUUGAGCACGAUGGAAGCCUUACCAGGCAGGAUGCAGCGCUAGUUCCGGAUCAGGCGAAGCCAGAUUUGGGGCUCGUGAAGGAGCUGUUGGAAGAAGCGACAGGGACGAUGGCAGAUGGGAGCCCUCGCCUUACGAUCCCGGAUCUCUCGCGUGCGUUGUCGAAGAGAAGGGUGGCUGCGAAGAAGACGAAUAAAGACUACACCGAAGACUUCUUUCACAACAUUUUUGGGAGUUCUAACUCAUCGACAAUGCUUACGCUCUUUGGGGGUUCCAUCGCAGAUCUCACCCCUAUGCUCACGGAAGAAAGGUUCUCUGAGAACUGGGAGCCGCGCGUGCGUUCUCGAUUCGGUUUGACGAUGGCGAAGUUUAAUGCCACUGUUAUUCCCGUUGAGAGGGGCGUGAAUACGAAGAGUAUCGUGCAGGCGGAAGGGGAAGCAUAAAGAGAGAUGACCAAGGAUAAUACUCCACGGGUAGCACUGUGAGUUGAUGCUUAAAAAGGGAUUCAUUAUACAAAUAAAAAAAAUAAAAAAACAUACAACAGUGUAAGGGCGACGAAGCUCCAAUUUUAAUUUCCCAGUCUUUCAUCUAAUCGUCGUAACCGACAUUUUGCUUCGCUCAAAGUUAGAGGAAGCAAGUGCGCGAUCUUGGAAGCAAUUGCGCCAACUCACAAAUUGCA
Molecule: messenger RNA, 1150 nt
Organism: Pseudogymnoascus verrucosus
Lineage: Eukaryota; Fungi; Ascomycota; Leotiomycetes; Thelebolales; Thelebolaceae
Exons: 2
Coding region: 72-914 (280 amino acids)
Molecular function (GO): peroxidase activity
Source: RefSeq, a predicted model, not a curated record